Molecule: messenger RNA, 1318 nt
Organism: Kogia breviceps (pygmy sperm whale)
Lineage: Eukaryota; Metazoa; Chordata; Mammalia; Artiodactyla; Physeteridae
Gene: PITX1
Product: paired like homeodomain 1
Biological process (GO): regulation of transcription by RNA polymerase II; anatomical structure morphogenesis
Cellular component (GO): nucleus
Molecular function (GO): DNA-binding transcription factor activity, RNA polymerase II-specific; RNA polymerase II cis-regulatory region sequence-specific DNA binding
Source: RefSeq, a predicted model, not a curated record
UGGAACCUGGCGUGCGCGCUGUCGCUUUAAGACAGACUCUGCCGGCGCCGUCCGGAGCCUUAGAAACCGGCCCCGGAUCGGGAGCCGGAACCGGGGCCGGGCGGGCGGCUGAGGCCCGAGCGGCGGGAGGGCAGCGCGGAGCGCGAAGCCGGGCUCCCGGUCGCGGGAAACCGCUGCCGCUGCCGCCCGCCUGGCCCCGCAGCCCCGGGCGGUCCAUGGGGCGGGCGCGGCGUCGUUUCGGGCGCGGGAAGCCCUGGGGGGCGGCCGCUUAGGCGCUGCGCUCUUGUCCUCGCAGGUCGCAGCCAGGGCGGACGGGCGCGCCCAGCUCCGGCCCCCGGAGCGCCCGCCGCGGUCCCCGCCUCCAUGGACGCCUUCAAGGGGGGCAUGAGCCUGGAGCGGCUGCCGGAGGGGCUCCGGCCGCCGCCGCCGCCGCCGCACGACAUGGGGCCCGCCUUCCACCUAGCCCGCGCCGCCGACCCCCGCGAGCCGCUCGAGAACUCCGCCAGCGAGUCGUCCGACACGGAGCUACCAGAGAAGGAGCGCAGCGGGGAACCCAAGGGGCCCGAGGACAGCAGUGCGGGCGGCGCAGGCUGCGGCGGUGUGGAGGACCCCGCCAAGAAGAAGAAGCAGCGGCGGCAACGCACGCACUUCACAAGCCAGCAAUUGCAAGAGCUGGAGGCCACGUUCCAGAGGAACCGCUACCCGGACAUGAGCAUGCGGGAGGAGAUCGCCGUGUGGACCAACCUCACCGAGCCACGCGUGAGGGUCUGGUUCAAGAACCGGCGAGCCAAGUGGCGAAAGCGCGAGCGUAACCAGCAGCUGGACCUGUGCAAGGGCGGCUACGUGCCCCAGUUCAGCGGCCUGGUGCAGCCCUACGAGGACGUGUACGCCGCUGGCUACUCCUACAACAACUGGGCCGCUAAGAGCCUGGCACCAGCGCCGCUCUCCACCAAGAGCUUCACCUUCUUCAACUCCAUGAGCCCGCUGUCGUCGCAGUCCAUGUUCUCGGCCCCCAGCUCCAUCUCCUCCAUGACCAUGCCGUCGAGCAUGGGCCCGGGCGCUGUGCCCGGCAUGCCCAACUCGGGCCUCAACAACAUCAACAACCUCACCGGCUCCUCGCUUAACUCGGCCAUGUCACCGGGCGCCUGCCCGUACGGCACACCCGCCUCGCCCUACAGCGUCUAUCGGGACACGUGCAACUCGAGCCUAGCCAGCCUGCGGCUCAAGUCCAAGCAGCACUCGUCGUUCGGCUACGGCGGCCUGCAGGGCCCGGCCUCGGGCCUCAAUGCGUGCCAGUACAACAGCUGACCGCCCAGCC